GCCCCUUGGCUGACUUGCUCAUCAAUCAAACCAACAUUUUCCUCGUGUUUUUUUCUUUUUUUUACCGUGACAACUAUCUGGAAUUCUAGUGUUGUUCUUUCUGAUUGCGCCCGAUGUGUUUAAAUUUUUGAACUUUGUAGUUUCAGCUGCUUGUCUGAACGUAGGUUCCCUCUCUCGACGAACCGGUCAACAGCAGCUGACGGAACACUUUAGCCCGCAAGCCUCUGAGCCGACUGUUUCCCCUAGUCUCAACUGUUCUUUGUCUCUUCUCCAUUAACAAGUUAGCCACAGCCAUCAAUUCCCAGACGUGUUUGCUGACACUGGCUUACAAUUAGAUUUUAAUCGACUGACAAGACCUAACUACACCAAAAUAGGCAGCUUUGGAACCAAGAUGUCCAACCGAGUGGUGUGCAGAGAAGCAAGUCACGCCGGGAGCUGGUACUCUGCUUCGGGAGCCCAGCUGAAUGCACAACUAGAAGGCUGGUUGUCGCAAGCACAGUCUACAAUCAAACCCGCCAGAGCCAUCAUAGCUCCGCAUGCAGGGUAUACCUACUGUGGUGCUUGUGCCGCGCAUGCCUACAAGCAGGUUGACCCUUCUGUUACUCGUAGGGUGUUCAUCCUGGGACCCUCUCACCAUGUGCCCCUCUCCCGCUGUGCCCUAUCAACAGCAGAUGUCUACAGGACACCUUUGUAUGACCUGAGAAUCGACCAGAAGGUUUAUGCUGACCUCUGGAAAACAGGGUUGUUUGAGAGGAUGAGCAUGCAGACGGACGAAGACGAGCACAGUAUUGAAAUGCACUUGCCUUAUACUGCUAAAGCCAUGGAAAGCUACAAAGAUGACUUCAGCAUCGUGCCCGUGCUAGUGGGAGCUCUGAGCGAGUCCAAGGAACAAGAGUACGGGAAGCUGCUCAGCAAGUACCUGGCAGACCCUUCCAACCUUUUCGUUAUCUCAUCGGACUUCUGCCACUGGGGUCAGCGGUUCCGAUACACAUACUAUGAUCAAUCUCAAGGGGAAAUCUACAGGUCAAUUGAGCAUCUUGACAAAAUGGGGAUGGGCAUUAUAGAACAGUUGGAUCCCAUGCCGUUCACCAACUACCUGAAAAAGUACCGCAAUACCAUCUGUGGGCGUCACCCCAUUGGAGUGCUGCUAAAUGCUGUGGCAGAGCUGAGGAAGAGCGGUAUAGACAUGAACUUCAGUUUUCUGAACUACGCUCAGUCGAGCGAGUGCAGAAACUGGCAGGACAGCUCUGUGAGCUACGCUGCGGGGGCGCUCAUCGUUCAUUGAGGUCGAUGAUCGCAGGGGUCACUGCAUCAUCGCAGCCCUGCCGUUUAUUAUCUAUUGCCAUAACCAGACCUAUACACGCUUGCCCCCCUACCUUAACCCCCCCUCUCAGAAAAAAGCAAAGCCUUCUAUUUGCAGGAAGGACUCAGCCACGUCACCCUCCCAGCGCUCCUGUCUUUCUCCCCACUAUCCUCCCAGUUUGCUGUCAGUCUCAGAAUAUUAGGUGGAAUAUUUCAGUUUCAAAGCGACAUUCUGAGACGAUAGGUCAAUGGAAAAAUGUAGAGGUCAGAUAACGUUUAACAUGAUUAUGGUUUGAAUUAAGUGGCGAUCUUAUUUGGGCUCUUGUGAGGGCCACAGUCGUCCCCUGUCCCUCUGAACUCAAUGGAUUUUGAGUUGUGGUAAGCAAUCAUCGGACACUUGGUGGUUCAUGCUCAUGUAAUCUUCCUCAGAUAAAUAAUGAAAACAACAAAUCUGCAGGAUAUGGAAAUCAAAAAUAGUGAUAUAUUACAGGAAAGCUAAAGAAGUGUUUUUUCAGCUGUGUCAAACCAGUUUCACAUAGUACGUUGGCAUUUUGAACAACAGGGCUGCAUUUAGUUGCGUUCACUAACCCCCUGCUUUACAAAACCAAAAACAGAUAAAGCUCACAUUACUUAAACUUGUUUUAAUCUAUUUUAUUUUUAACAAAAUCGUAUUUAUCCCCUAUCUAGUUUUAGUAGUUGUGAUAUUUACUGAUUACUGUGUAGAUUUGGACACAAGCAGUGUUGUCGUAGAUGCUUUUUAGUCAUCAACAUAAUUUUCCCCAUUAAACCAGUGGUGCGACAAAGCGUUCCAUUUUAAAGCUACAAAUUCCGAUGAAGUGUGCAAAUUGCCAAUCGUGUUGUGAAAAAGAUGGUUGUUUACCCCCUGCCCAUUUACUGUAGGGACUUGUAGAACAUUACCAGCAUUUGUUUGAAUGUUUUGGUUCAAUUUCAAAUUUGGAAUCAUGAGACUGUUAACAUAUGACAACAGAAAGCAUUGGGAGUGUUUGAAUUUAAUCACGAGUGGCAUUAAAGCUUUUUACCUUAUAUGCACAAAGCCAUAAUGCUUGGCUGUAGUUGGAAUUUAGCAGUUACAUCUGCUAAAUGAAAUGUGCCCCAUAAUGAGGCGGUUAAGUGCAUACAGAAACAGAAUGCCAGCAGUUGGUUAAUUGUGACGGGAGCAUUGACUCAUGGCAAUAUAUUUCUGGCAGCACACGGUUUCCAUCAUCCUGCCGUUUUUGACACGGGGAUUCUCUUGAUGUUUCCACUUUUAAAAAAUGGUGAACAUAAACGAGUACAUUAACCCCACCCCACACACACACUUUUGAAGAGGAAGCUUUAGCCGCUUCUCAAUGAACACUAAAAGAAGUUUCUGGAUUUGAUGACAAUUAGGUGGGUAAAUUCUUGUGAACUGGGCAAUUUUCUAAUCUGAAAUUGUGAUGUGGUGUGUCCACAUUUCGAAAACAUAGUUGGGGAAAAAUAUUUCAACUAAAGUUGGAAGACACUCAAAGUAUUCCAAGAAUAGUUGAGCUGUAAUCAUCACUGUAGGUGGUGUUGUCCUCACCACCAUAUGAAAGUAAAGAAAAUACUUUUGUUUGAAACAAUGUGGCCACAGACUGCAAGUUGAGUCUGGUGUUGAUUUCAAACCAGUAAAGCAUGACACUGUGUUGUUGUGCCUUUUUAUCAACAUUGCACAAACACAUUUAUAGUGUAUUCUCACAAAUAGUCUUAUUUAGAAAGUGUAAUCGUUUUUUUGCUAUGUGCCCUGCCCUGCCCACCACACCACACCCCACCCUGGCCUUCUUUACCUGGUGCCCACAAAUGCCACCUUCAGUCCACGUGUGUGUGAACUCACCCUCCCCCCCCCCCCCCCCCCCCCCCAUCUGUUGGUCUCCAGUGCCACCAAUUGUUUCCCAUUUGAUUUCAUCAACAGGGAGUGGUGGUUGUCCCCCCGCCACCUCACCCAACUCCUGUACUAAGACAAAGCCUGAACCUUAACACUGUUCUUUUGCUUUCUAAUAUUUGUAUUUUAGAUGUUUUUUUUCCUGUGUAUUAUUUUUUUUCUUGUUAAGAACACGCUAACUUACAUCAUUUUCCGAAAAUAUACUACUCCCGAAACGGAGUUUUUUGAUCUCAGGUUCCACUGGCAAAGCAUCGCAAGAGAUUCUCCAGAUAAGGCAAAGGAUUUAUGUUACAAAGCAAGUAAAAUAUACUGAAAAGCAA
Messenger RNA from Syngnathus acus (greater pipefish), 3522 nucleotides. RefSeq names its product mediator of cell motility 1 (gene memo1). NCBI's taxonomy places the organism in Eukaryota, Metazoa, Chordata, Actinopteri, Syngnathiformes, Syngnathidae. The record is from RefSeq and is a predicted model, not a curated record. The coding region runs from base 392 to 1285 and encodes 297 amino acids. The transcript is spliced from 9 exons.